UAAACGCGCUUACACGAGCGAGAAACGGAGGUGUGUGACAAGAUCUCCCUAUUCUGCGCCUGGACGUCCAAACCUUGAAGAGAAACAAAGUCAUAGUAAAAUACAUUUUAAAAAUCAAGACAAGGAAAGGGAGACCGUUUCAAGGAGGAAUGCUAACGGAUCACUUUGCACCGGCAAACGCUCACACUACUCUGAUCAAUUUGUAAUAAUUCAGCCGCCGCUUUCACACGGUGAAGGCAAUGCGUAAAGUUGCAUUCAGAAGUUGGUGAAAGUUGUCAUCCUGGUGAGCAGAUAAUAGGACGGAGAUGUUCAGUCCAUUAUGGGGUUUCUAAUGUGGAUGUAGAAUAUAAAUCUUGGAAGAGUCUUCGGAUGACCGACGCAUUUUGGAUGUUACCUUUGUUUUGGGGCUAUUCUCUGAGAUUCCUUAGAGGCGGUUGCAAUACAAAACAAUAAAAAAGGAUUCCUCUCAGGUGGCACAUCUGCCAUGUUCGGAUGGAUUAGAUUUUUACUAUAACCAAGAUUAUCAAGAAAUUGUUGUUUUUUUUUUGUGUGUUUUUUCUUUAUUAUUGUGUUUGAUCCAAACGACAGCUGAAAUUUUAGUACAACUGUCCAACUCACCUUCGGAAUUACAAUCAUGAACAUUGGCAGUUUUGUACAAUUAUUAUUUGCAGCGCUUCUUCAGCUUCAUUUGUAUGCAGUUAAGACAGCCCACAUACCCAAGAACGGGGAGAAGAGUAAACAUGACGUGGUCCCGUUCAUGGACGUGUAUAACAAGAGCAUGUGUCGGACACGGGAGAUGCUGGUGAACAUCUUCCAGGAGUAUCCAGAUGAGAUUGAGCACACCUACAUCCCCUCGUGCGUGGUGCUCAUGCGCUGCGCUGGAUGCUGCAACGACGAGGCGCUCGAGUGUGUCCCCACGGAAACAAAAAACGUUACCAUGGAGGUAAUACAAGUGAAACAGAGAGUAUCGCAGCAUAAUUUUCAGUUAAGUUUCACAGAACAUCGAAAGUGUGAAUGCAGACCAAAGCCAGAAGUUAAGGCAAAGAAAGAAAACCACUGUGAGCCUUGCUCAGAGAGAAGAAAGCGCUUGUUUGUGCAGGACCCUCUCACCUGUAAAUGUUCCUGCAAAUUCACACAAUUAGACUGCAAGUCAAGACAACUUGAGUUAAACGAAAGAACUUGCAGAUGUGACAAACCAAGGAGAUGAGAUGAGAUGAGGAGAGGGAGAGUGGGACAAUGAAAUGAAGGAAUAUUUUCUUGGCACAGCACUUUGAAACCUGAGGACGCAUUCCCUGGAUGGACAGAAAAUUACAACGCAAGAAAGAACGAGCAAUCGAGAACGAUGGAGAGAGACUGAGAUAACAACAUGCUGUUGUAUAUUUCUAAGAUAUAUAUAUAUAUAUAUAUAUUCUAAAAGGACAAUGACGAUGUGUAUUGCUGCUAUGAAAAAUGAAACAUUAUAAAGCGAACGAAUGCGCCACUGUCUGGCGUGUGAAUUGGACAAAUGUUUAGUUGCCAGGGUGUUUGGGCCUGAACGUGGAUAGGACAGAGUUUGUCAGAAUACAUUUUAUUUUAUUUAACACUUCACUGGAUCUUGGUCUGCUGUGGAUAUGAGUAUCUUAAAUAUAGCUAUAUAAAAAUGAAGCGAAAUUGUGACCAUAACUUCACUGAGAGGUGCAACGGGAACAUGUUUCUCCUCGGACCUCUGAAGGUCUAGAGAACUGUCAGAAAGCAGAACUACUUCCUCUACGGGGUGAAGUUUUUGUCACCACUGUAUCGACUAACACCAGAUAGGACUCGGUGUGAGAAUACUUCUAAAGGGAUAUUAAAUGUAGGUAUAUAUGGAGACGAGAGAAUACUGAACUUGAUUCCAUCUUCCGCCAAGGAACAGUGGCAUUUAACUCACCACUGUCAAAAUCAAUGAUCUCUAUUUGCUUUGUUUAAUGUCUUCAUUUGUUUUCCAAAGAUAUAAUUGCACACACACAUUAAAGAAUAGUCCAUUAUAGAAAAAAUAACGAUGUGUAUAUACUUACCUAAUAUCCCUUCGUGGGGCGGCAGCGUAGCCUAGUGGUUAGAGCGUUGGACUAGUAACCGGAAGGUUGCGAGUUCAAACCCCCGAGCUGACAAGCUACAAAUCUGUCGUUCUGCACCUGAACCCACUGUUCCCAGGCCAUCAUUGAAAAUAAGAAUCUGUUCUUAACUGACUUGCCUGGUUAAAUAAAGGUAAAAUUAAACUUAAAAUAGUACACUACAUCUAAUUUAUAAUGCUAGAAUAUUUUCAGUAUUCUGUGCAUUUAAUUUAUAUAUUUAUAUACAGUGUUAUGGUCGAUAUUGAUUUUACUUCUUCACUUGGCAAUGUUAUCACCAAUCUGUUUGGAAAACAUUGAAAACUGUAGACGUAUUUCUUUUCUUUUUUUUUUAAAGAAGGAAAAAAAGAACAGAAAGAUAAAACUUCAACAUUUCCUGAAAAUGAGAUAUUGUAUGUUUUGUUGGGCUAGAGGGGCCGGGAGCAUGUGUCUUGAUUUUGUUACAAACGAACCCCGCCACAAACAUGUUUGUAAAAAGACGCACAGCCAACGUUGCAGUUUUAAGCUCGAGUCGGGACAUGUGUUUUUGUACUUGAGUGCCCGAAGACACGUCAUGAGGAGGACUGAGGGCGUCCCACUGACCUUGGUCAUCUUGGGCAAACUCCACAGUGAGAGACUGAGACUCUGGCCAGCCCAGUUUAGCCAGAACAGGACUUGACAUAGUGGGGAACCAGGAGCAGUAGAGGGAGAUGAUGCUCUCUACCCUUUUAUGAAAAAAAGAAACAUUCUAUUUGUAUUUCAGUGUCAGAAAUACUUUUUUGUUUGUUGUAUCAUGUACAGACACAUUUUUAGUAUAUUUUCACAUUAAUAUAUUUAUUGGUGCUGUAAAAUUAUCCAUUUUACAAUAGUAACAUCAUUUUUUGUUUUUAGUGUAACUAUUAACUAUAUUUAUUUAGAAAAUAUAUUGUUUUUUAUUAAACAGAAAAUGAAGAUCUC
Oncorhynchus keta (chum salmon) is the source of this 3023-nucleotide messenger RNA. Its product is annotated as vascular endothelial growth factor A-A-like. Gene Ontology annotation, molecular function: chemoattractant activity; growth factor activity; heparin binding. Gene Ontology annotation, cellular component: membrane. The transcript has 7 exons. The record is from RefSeq and is a predicted model, not a curated record. Bases 635 to 1207 code for a protein of 190 amino acids. NCBI's taxonomy places the organism in Eukaryota, Metazoa, Chordata, Actinopteri, Salmoniformes, Salmonidae. Gene Ontology annotation, biological process: induction of positive chemotaxis; sprouting angiogenesis; response to hypoxia.